Messenger RNA from Ostertagia ostertagi, 1878 nucleotides. Lineage: Eukaryota; Metazoa; Nematoda; Chromadorea; Rhabditida; Trichostrongylidae. The record is from the annotation of a GenBank genome assembly.
AACGUUGGAAGCAAUUUUCUUGUUCCUAAGGAUGCCACACCCCUUCUGGGACUGAUUCAGGAUCAUGUGGUGUCUGGUGUGCUGCUUACAAUCAGAGGACGGUUUUUGACUAAGGAAGACUUCAUGCAACUUGUAUUGUCAGCAUUCGCAGAGCACACGAAGCGUAUUGAGAUUCCUCCACCAGCAAUGUUAAAGCCGCGCCAAUUGUGGAGUGGUAAGCAGGUCAUUUCUUGCAUUGUUAAAAACUGCAUUCCCAAAGGUCAACCGCUCAUCAAUCUCACUUCGAAAUCAAAAACACCUCUGUCUUGUUGGAAAGUGCGCGGUUUCGACACUCCUCAACACAAUAUGAGUGAAUCAGAAGUAGUAUUCCGGCAAGGUGAACUGCUGGUGGGUGUUUUGGAUAAGCAACAUUAUGGUGCUACACAGUAUGGUUUGGUUCACAGCUGCUUUGAACUGUACGGGCACAGAGUUGGAGUGCAAAUCUUGUCAUGCUUUUCUCGUCUGUUUACGACUUACUUGCAGAUUCACGGGUUCACUCUCGGUGUCGCGGAUAUUCUAGUUAGAAAGGAUGCCGACAAACUCAGAAAGCAGGCCAUUAGGGAGUCAAGAACGAUUGGAGAUCAGGUGGUGCGCAAUGCCUUUGGUCUCGACGAAAGUGUUUCACACGAAGAAAUACAUCGAAUUUUGGCAUCGACAUAUUGUAAUCCAAGAGGACAAGGACAAGAUGUGAAAAUGCUGGAUUACUCUAUGAAACAAGCUAUCGCCAAGUAUAACGAUGCCAUUACAAAGGCUUGUGUGCCGGAUGGUUUGAUCCGGCAGUUUCCCGAUAAUGCGCUACAGGUCAUGAUUCAGUCUGGCGCUAAGGGAUCGGCUGUCAACGCCAUACAGAUUUCAUGUUGUCUUGGUCAGAUUGAACUGGAGGGUAAACGUAUGGCUGUCACAGUGGCCGGAAGAACUUUGCCAUCGUUCAGAGCAUUCGAUCCAUCACCUCGUGCUGGCGGGUACAUCGAUCAACGGUUCUUAACUGGAAUCAAUCCUCAAGAGUUAUUCUUCCACACAAUGGCCGGAAGAGAGGGUUUAAUCGAUACUGCCGUCAAAACUUCUCGUUCCGGGUAUCUGCAAAGAUGCCUGAUCAAACAUUUGGAGGGCUUAAGGAUUCAUUAUGAUGGAACCGUCAGAGAUCAUGAUGGUUCGGUCGUGCAGUUCCGAUAUGGAGAGGACGGUCUCGACGUCAUGAAAUCAACAUACAUAAGCCCGAAGACAUUUCCUUUCCUCAAGGACAAUCUGGAUGCUGUUAUACAUUGCUCGAAACCAGAGGAAGCCCGAGAUUAUGAUUAUAACGUUGAAGCUGCAGAAAAGCAGUACCGUAGGAUUCAAAAAUGGCGGAAAAAGUCGGCUAUCGAUGGUGCUGUACGGACGAAAAAGGUGUACAUAUCUGGAUUCACGGAGUUUUCUGCAGACCAAAUCGGUGUCCAAAAGGAACGAAUUGUGGGCAUGUGGGCAGAAAUGGACCGAACUGAAAGAGAAGUGUACGAAAAGAGGGCUCCACGAAAGUGUCCGCAUGCAGUUGAUGAGGAGUUCAAUGUGAACAGCACCCUGGGAGCACUACCGGAGAAAACACUGGACUCCAUUAAUAAAUUCGCUGGUAAAAACGAUAGGCUUCGGCGAUCUCUUUUCUGGAAAGGUAUGCGCUCCUUGGCCGAGCCUGGUGAAAACGUCGGUUUAUUGGCUGCACAGUCAAUAGGAGAACCAUCAACGCAAAUGACACUGAACACAUUCCACUUCGCUGGUAGAGGAGAAAUGAACGUAACUUUGGGUAUUCCACGUCUACGCGAAAUUCUUAUGACGGCAUCUGAUAACAUUGCUACUCCAAACGCG